AUGGAUACCCGCAAACCUACGGGCGAAGAUUCCGCGACAUCACCCGAAUUAUUCAGCAUCGACGAGGUCGACUUCAUCGGGGCGAAGGAUUCUACGAAUUCGGCGGCUUUAACUCAGACAUUCUCUGAUUUACGCGAACGUCCACGGGAUGAGAAGAAGUCUGCAGGUUACAAGUUGCUGCUCAAGAUAGUUGAGAACGUUCUUCUGCACCCCUGGGAUCACGAAAAAAGGCGAAUACGAGAGCAAAAUGCCCUGUACAGCCAGCGUAUUGGAAACGACAACCAGCUAAAAGCUGUGUUAGUGGCACUGGGGUUUCGCAGUAUUCACGGUUAUGCCGUACUACAAGUCGUAGAUGUGCCACUUCUACGCCUAGCCUACCGGUCCCUUAUCGCAGCUCUACAGGAAGAGUAUACUAUUUCCGUUAAGUCCCUUGAAGGGCACUUCUUCGACCCAUUCAAGGCGUAUAGACACAACAGCGACAUUAACAGGAACUCAGACGCCGACACUUUCGAAUGUGUUGGAAAGGAUUUGACAAGGCGUCAAAUUGAAAAGAUUAGCAACAAAUUGACGUGGCAACCAAAAAUACACGUGGAUGAGGGCAAGCCGGUGCCAAAAUCAGCCCACAAAAUAGAUGACAACGAUGUACAAGACGAUAAACACGCUGCGUCGCUCCUCAAGAAAAUAUUUAAAACCGGUAAAUGCAACUUCGAGUCCGCGUCGCAAAAAACACUUGAGGCUUUAAAUAAGCAGUGCGAACAUGCCGAUCAGAAGCAGACAGUCGAACUCAAAAUCAGGUUACCCUCCGCAACAGUGCUCACUAUUCAUCCACCUCUGAAGACGCCGGUGGCCACGCUCAAGCACGAAAUGCAAUCCUUGUUCAUCCCUGACAUCGCUGUGGACGACUGGGAGCUCGUUGAAAUGCCAACUCGGCGGGUUCUAGACGAGAACAAAACGCUGAUACAGCAGGACAUCACCCAUCGCGUGUUGUUGCAUUUCCGCCGCAAAGGUUCACACAUAAAAGACGCCCAAAUAGUCAGAGAUGAAAAUCUGGCGAAGUAUUCCGCUCCUUGA
Messenger RNA from Babesia ovata, 1071 nucleotides. RefSeq lists its product as uncharacterized. The coding region runs from base 1 to 1071 and encodes 356 amino acids. The transcript has 4 exons. The record is from RefSeq and is a predicted model, not a curated record. NCBI's taxonomy places the organism in Eukaryota, Apicomplexa, Aconoidasida, Piroplasmida, Babesiidae.